CCCACGCGCUCCCUCGCAACAAUGAUCAACUCAAAAGGACUGCAGGAGUGAAGAGGGCCAGAAGACUGACCGGAGAGAUUUGGAAUGACGUGUCCGUACUGCAAGUCGGCGCAGGGGCGGUGCGCAACGACGGCGACGGGACGAAGCGUGACGGAGUGCAGCUCCUGCGGUCGAGUGGUCGAGGAACGCCACUCCCACCCCCAUCACCUCUUUCUCCUCCGCGCCCAAGACUCCCCUCUUUCCCUCGUCACCUCCGACCUCCCUUCCGCUGUCCCUCCGCCAUCAUCCCACCACCACUCCCCACACCUUCCCCAAGAAGCAGCGCAAAACGACCGCGGCGAGGACGACGAAGACCCCUUCGAUCACACGGGCUUCAUCACGGCCUUCUCCACCUGGUCCCUGGAGCACUCCCCUGUCUUCGCCCGCUCCUCCCUCUCCUUCUCCGGCCACCUCGCCGAGCUCGAGCGUGCCCUCGAUUCCUCCUCCUCAUCUUCAUCUUCUUCUUCGUCGUCGUUAGGCUCGUCUGGGCCCGCGGUGGUGGUGGACAAUUUGAGGGCGUAUCUGCAGAUCAUCGACGUUGCAUCGAUAUUGGGUCUGGAUUAUGACAUAUCAGACCACGCUUUUCAACUCUUCAGGGACUGUUCGUCCGCUACUUGCCUCAGGAAUCGCAGUGUGGAGGCCCUCGCCACCGCUGCUCUCGUUCAGGCCAUUCGAGAGGCCCAGGAGCCCAGAACCCUCCAGGAAAUCUCUACUGCAGCCAAUGUACCCCAGAAGGAGAUUGGAAAGUACAUUAAGAUAUUGGGAGAAGCACUACAGCUAAGUCAGCCCAUUAACAGCAAUUCCAUUUCUGUUCAUAUGCCAAGAUUUUGCACACUCCUUCAACUGAACAAAUCUGCUCAGGAACUGGCAACUCACAUCGGAGAAGUUGUGAUCAACAAAUGCUUCUGUACUCGUCGCAACCCAAUAAGCAUUUCUGCAGCUGCAAUAUAUUUGGCUUGUCAAUUGGAAGACAAACGCAAGACCCAAGCUGAGAUUUGUAAAGUGACUGGUCUUACGGAGGUCACACUUCGGAAGGUUUACAAAGAACUGUUGGAGAAUUGGGAUGAUCUGCUCCCAUCUAAUUAUACUCCAGCUGUACCCCCAGAGAAAGCAUUUCCCACAACUGCAAUUGCGUCAGGCCGUUCUUCAAUGUCUAGAAUUGAUUUAGCUGAAGUAGUUCCUAUAUUGGAAAAGGAUAAGCAGGCUGAAACUCAACAUAACAAAUUAAAUGAGGUUCCAGACACGAACUAUCAGGCUAAAGGUACAGAUGACACUGAAGGUAAAGAUAACUCUUGUGGAACUCAUAUGCCUUCUCUGAAUCAGGCACUGUCUAUCUGUCAGUCGCAGCUGCUGUUUGGGACUUCAGGUAUUAAGGUUGCAGGAAUUGACAUCAAUGAUCUGCAGACUCACUCUCAAGAGUUGGAACAGAGGGUAGACAAGGACACACAGACUUCCACAAGGCUGAGCCAGUUUUCCAGUCUACCUGCUUCAAGUGGGAGUUCUAUCUCCUGGCCAUUUCGUCCACCGUCUUCAUCAGGGCCUUCUCCUCCCAUGCACUUUGUGCAACCAUCUACGGUGGUAUCUGUUUUUCCAGAGCUCAAAGGAACAGCACAAUUUUUCCUAUGCUUCUUACCAACUAGACUGAUGUACUAAUACAAGGUGGAUGGAACCCCUGAAGGCAAAAGGAGAGGAAUUGUCUUCUUUCCUUAAAUGCCUUUCAAAAGGAACUCAUUAGCAGCCAAGGAUACUUGCUGAGCAGCUCAGCAUUAUAAAGCAUCAAGAGCUUCUUGAGGAGUGUAGACUUGUCAGGUCUGUUCUGCGCUUACUGGACUUUCCUGCUUACCUUGCUUUGCUCAUGUCUUGAGUUGUACUUAUGCCUCUUGUGUCCUCAACAGAGAUGAAUACCUUUGUGGAUCUGAGUAUUUUUUAGAGAAGGGCAGAAAGAAGUUGUGUGAAGAAAAUGUUUAGAUUGACCAGUUGCGUAAGAGGCUAGGGAUGACCCACCCUUUGGGCCUUAGGGCCAACCAUGACAAUGGAUUGCAGUGCAAGCAACAGGUUUCUUUUCUAGGUAGCACUAUGGAACUUAGCCCACAUGAGAUGCUUCAUUCCUAUGGGCCUUAUGUUCUUCAUGAUCCUUUUGUGUUGCCUAAAGUGACCAUUAACCUCAUUUUCUCAAAGAGAGGUAAGAGCUAGAAGAGAUGCCAACCUCGAGCAACACCAUUUGACAUCACGCACACAAGGUAAUCCUACCCACUUCCUUAGAUCUUCCCUUACCUUUCAUAUUACUAUGCUAAUCAUACACCAACUUUGAGCUACGUUGCAAGUUGCAGCAAGUGUGUUGUUUUAGAUGACAAAGUGAAUGGCAUCUUACACUUUACCUCUCAAUGGAGGAGCAAGGUUGAUAUGAUUAACAAAAACUAAGAGCAGGUGGCAAGAGAGCUCUAGAGUUUUUAAGGGGAUUGCACAGAGCAAGCAGAUUAGCUUCCUUGAGAGUUGCACUGGGGCUACUUGGCUAAAGAAAUGGAAGGCAUGUCAUGGAGCUAUGUAAGAGUUCAAGAAGUCCUUUGGGCCAGGGAGCCCUAAACAAAUAUGUCAUGGAGCUAUGUAAGAGUUCAAGAACUGGGAAGGCAUGUCAUGGAGCUAUGUAAGAGGUCAAGAAGUCCUUUGGGCCAGGGAGCCCUAAACAAAUAUGUCAUGGAGCUAUGUAAGAGUUCAAGAACUGGGAAGGCAUGUCAUGGAGCUAUGUAAGAGUUCAAGAACUCCUUUGGGCCAGGGAGCCCUUAACAAAUAUGUCUUAAUACUAAUAUGGUUGCUUUUGACGAGUCGAGGCAAGUGAUGCUACAUAUUUUGGAAGAAUUUAUAGAUGUAUCUUUGUUUUUUUGAACUUGUUAGGACUUCAAAAUUCUAAAACAUGCAAAGUAAAAUCAAGUUGGAGGUAGCUUUGUCAAGGUCUUCUAAUGCCCAAUUCAGUGUAUUCCUUAGGUGUGUCGCGAAAGAGAGGCUUAGAAGGAGCUGGGUAUUGUGUUUUUGGAGGUUUUUUUAUUUCAUGUUUGGAACUCUUGCUAAUUUGGUAAUACCCCUUGAUCAUGGGAUUGUUAAGAAACAGUUUUGCCUAA
Molecule: messenger RNA, 3155 nt
Organism: Malania oleifera
Lineage: Eukaryota; Viridiplantae; Streptophyta; Magnoliopsida; Santalales; Ximeniaceae
Product: plant-specific TFIIB-related protein 1
Exons: 5
Coding region: 85-1692 (535 amino acids)
Biological process (GO): transcription preinitiation complex assembly; DNA-templated transcription initiation
Cellular component (GO): transcription preinitiation complex; nucleus
Molecular function (GO): TBP-class protein binding
Source: RefSeq, a predicted model, not a curated record